Cannabis sativa is the source of this 2477-nucleotide messenger RNA. RefSeq lists its product as uncharacterized. NCBI's taxonomy places the organism in Eukaryota, Viridiplantae, Streptophyta, Magnoliopsida, Rosales, Cannabaceae. The coding region runs from base 298 to 2289 and encodes 663 amino acids. The transcript has a single exon. Gene Ontology annotation, molecular function: protein binding. The record is from RefSeq and is a predicted model, not a curated record.
CAUUUUUCUAUUACACUACCGGCCACCCCACCCUAGAUAUUCUCGCUCGUGUAAAUUAGAUUAGAGCAGAAAAUUGUUGCCCUAAAUCUGAAUCUAAUUUGUGAUCCGUACACAACACAGUCAGUCACACUACUAAUGUUGAGUUCUCACUCCAAAAAUAGAUCAAUCCUGUGGAAUUAUUGAAUCUACAAUGGACUUGAGGACAUAGAUACUGUACUCCCAGAUCCACAAAAUUCUACCUUUUUGCUACAAUGGAGAUGCACUGAUAUGAUGCCAUAGUUAUUAUUAGCUUCUUCAAUGGCGAAUUCACUCAAAGGCAAGCUCUUUUUCAUCUAUUUUCUUUUCGUUUUAGCUUCCCCUCCACUUCUUAAUCGGGCUUUUGUGAGUUGUAACACGGUCCUGAUCCAAGACGAAUCUGAUGACAAAACCGGGAGUAGUUUUGUAUUGGAUCCACAACUUGCUCUAUUGCAAAGACUGGAUGAAAUAGUGAGAAACCUUAGUGAAAUAGUUGCUAGAUUAGAAUCUAAGCUACCUGAUUCCUCUGAAAGGGUACUAAGGGAGGAUGACAAUCUUGUCAUAGAAGCUUUAAAGCUGGAAAAGGGAAAAAACGAUUUAAGAAAGAGAAAGUACGAGGUCAAAAAGUCCAUUACAGAAAUGGAAGAAGAAGGAGCGAAGGGAAAAAUCCAAGAUGAGUCGAGAUCAGGAGCUGUAUCGGUCACGAAGUACAGUCCUUUUUGGUCUGAGAGGUUCCAGUUUGUAUCAGCUGUGAAAUUGGAUUCUCAGGCGACUUGUAUAAAUGUGUUGCCAUUUAGGGAUUACGAGGGUUUAAGUAAGUAUGUUGCUGUUGGUGAUGAGAGAGGGACUGUUUAUGUGUUUUUGAGAAAUGGGGAUGUUUUGGUUCAGCAUCAUACUCUCUCUGAAUCCCCCAUCACAGCCAUGGUUUCUUAUUUAUCAAUUUAUAAGAACGAGAGUUUUGUGGUCACAGGGCAUAAAGAUGGUAUAAUCUUGAUUCAUCGGAUAUGGGAGGGAUCAAGUGGAGAGGAUUGGAGCUCGCUUCUUAUUGAAAACGUUGGUAAGUUUGUAUCCCCUGAUUAUGAUGGAGGAGAUGGAGCAUCCAUAACAAUCUUGGAGGUUCAUCAUGCUGGAAGAAUGAAGUACAUUUUGGCCACUGAUGUUAGGGGGAAGAUAUGGGUUUUCAGAGAGAAUGGGACACUUUAUGGUUCAACUACACCCAACAGUAGGCCACUAGCUUUCUUGAAGCAGCGGCUUCUGUUCCUGACGGAGAGUGGAGCAGGGUCUUUAGAUUUGAGAAGUAUGAAGGUCAGGGAAUCUGAGUGUGAAGGUUUGAACCAUUCUCUUGCUCGGAAUUACGUCUUUGAUGUGAUGGAGCGGUCUAAAGCAUAUGGUUUUACAUCAGAAGGUGAUCUUAUCCAUGUUUUGCUGUUAGGUGAUAUAAUGAACUUCAAAUGCAGGGUUAGAUCUAAGAAGAAGUUCGACAUGAAUGAUCCUCUUGCACUUCAGGCAAUAAAGGGUUAUUUGCUUAUUGUGAGUGAGGAUAAAAUUUUUGUUCAUAAUGUUUCAUCUCAGCAUUAUGUUAGAGUUGGAGCUCCUCGGAUUAUUUUCUCUGCUGGUCUUGACGAAUUAAGAUCAUCUUUCCUGAAUUAUCAGAACAUUGAAUCAGAUGAGGAGAGGAAUAGGGUAAUCCCCUUGAUAGCCAGUGACCGUGAAAAGUUUAUUGUUGUUGGGCUUGGUGGUGGCUAUGUGGGCAUGUAUCGCUCCAACCUUCCAGUAUAUAAAGGGGAAUUCAAUACCAUAUUUUGGACAAGCCCUGUGCUGUUCUUUGUACUUUUUCUCUUUGGAGCGUGGCAAUUCUUUGCUAAGAAGAAGGAAGCACUUACCUCAUGGGGACCAGAUGAUCCUUUUAGUUCUACUUCUACUGCUGCUGGUGCCACAACUGGUGCUCCUUUAGGAACAACUAGCUCUGGAGACAGAGUAGACAGAUCUUUUAUAGACUCUUCUUCAAGAAAUAACGAUAUGAUGGAGCUUAGAGGGAGUGGCCUUAGGGGGCCGACGAGAAGGUACGUUUCUCCGCCUAGAUAUUCCGGUGGUGGUGCCACAAGUUCCUUUAGGCCAGCUUCUGUUGACCAUAACAAUAGGCCAACUUCUGUUGAUCCUAACUUCAGAAGUUCAGAGCUGAAAUAUAGAAGCCCGGGUAUAGAUUCAACAGGUUUUCCUAAGAGAAGAGAAAGUUUGUUCGUAAACAAUCAAGGUGUGGAUGAUAGCAACUAACUUUGUGUGAUCAACUGUACCAAACUUUUGUUUUAGUUAAGCAGUUUAAGUUAUUUUGAUAUAUUUUUUUUCUUCUUCUUCUUUUUAAAAUGAUUCAUUUGGCAUUGUUGUGCUGUCAUUUGAAGUCACACUGGCUGCUUCUGUAACCUCAGCUUUCACAAAUAAAUCUAAUACCCCUUUUUAUUUUA